AUGGAGAACAAUGGAACUGACGACAGAGUAUCAUCAUUAUCCAGCGAAGAGAUUGCAUUAUCUCGUUCUGUUCGAUUCUGGCUUUUCCUUGGAUUCGAAAUACCAUCGAUGGCUUGCUCUCUAUUUAUUCUCUAUCAUUUCAUUAUGGAUCCAAUUUUACGUCAUUCAUUACAUCAUCAUACUAUCAUGGCUAUGAAUAUUUGUGCAUUCGUGAUCGAAAUCAUAGACAUUCCAUUUCAACUUAACUUUCUUCUAGCGGGCAGUGUAUGGCCGCAAAUAUCAGCUUAUUGUCUCGUAUGGAUGUUCGUAGGUUUCGGUUUCUAUUAUACAUGUUGUAUGUUAGCUGCGUGGGCUUCGAUUGAACGACACAUAUUUGUGUUUCAUGAUCAAUGGUUAGCUAGUCGAAAGGGACGCUUACUCGCUCAUUACCUCCCAUUAGUCUUCAUAAUUGUCUACAUGAGUAGUUUUUAUAUUGUGGGUAUUUUCUUUCCACCCUGUGACAAUACGUUUGACUAUACAUCACCAAUGUGUGGUGGAGUACCCUGCUAUAGCAUGCAUCCAAUAAUAGGUGUAUAUGAUGCAGUUGUACAUGGUUGUCUGACUACUCUGAUCAUUACUGUUUUUAGUAUUGGUUUACUAAUUCGUCUCGUAUUACAAAAGCGUCGUCGUCGUCAAGUAAUGCAAUGGAGUAAGCAUCGCAAAUUGACUGUACAAUUGUUGUCAAUAACAUCAAUUUUCAUUAUUGUCAACUUACCAAUUGCAGUAAUGAGUGUUAUUUAUCUGUUAUAUUUACCGGUCGAUAUAGAUGUUAAUGUCAUGCUCUAUUGUGAUUUUGUAGGUUACCGGGUGAUUCUUUUUCUACCUUUCGUCUGUUUACACUCGUUACCAGAUAUGAAAAAGAGAAUAAAGAAUACUUUUUAUAUUUCACGUCGACACCAAGCAAUGGUUGGAGUUGCUUCAGUGUUACGCACUACUAAUACUGCCUUACGACGACAAGAUCUGUAA
Rotaria sp. Silwood2 is the source of this 1005-nucleotide messenger RNA. The record is from the annotation of a GenBank genome assembly. Lineage: Eukaryota; Metazoa; Rotifera; Eurotatoria; Philodinida; Philodinidae.